GCUGGCGGCUUCGAGUUGCCGGACAAUCUGACAGAACUGGAGGAGGAGUUGUUUCGUCAGGAGUCCCUGCUGGCCUUCACUUUGCGUCAAAUAGUUGCUGGACAGACCAGCGUGGAGAAGGAGGCUCUCAUCUGGGAGGUUCAACAUCUAGUUACCCGGAUGAAACGGAAAAAGGCCCUGCUGGAGCUGACAGACCCGAAUGCCAUUCGGACAGAGCUGGCACGCCACGAGGCCCAGCUGGACCGCGUGCAUCGUGAACUUGCCAAGUCCCUG
Dibothriocephalus latus is the source of this 273-nucleotide messenger RNA. The record is from the annotation of a GenBank genome assembly. Lineage: Eukaryota; Metazoa; Platyhelminthes; Cestoda; Diphyllobothriidea; Diphyllobothriidae.